CCCGAAAAUCCAUUGCAGUCCAGUUUGCAGUUUCAGCCCAAAAUAGGAGAAGAGAAAGCUGAAGAACUUCGCAGCUUCGACUUUCCAGUUCCAAAACGAAGCCCGAAUUCCAUUACUGCAGCUUUCACCAGAGCUUCCUUUCAAUCUCUUUCUCUCUAUAAUCGGCGAAAAUCCUCUUCUUUUUCGUUUUCGUUCUUCCAUAUUCGCUGAUUAUGCCAGACGUGCAAGCUCUUGUGAAUGAUUUCGUUAUCAAGCUUAAGAAGCGUAAAAUUGAGGGCUCUUUGGCCACCGCGAAGCAUACAGCUGAAUUGCUUCGUUCUGUCAUUUCCCAGCAGCGAAUACCCUACACGAAUCAGGCGGCUGCUUUGAUUGAUGCUGUGAAAGCUGUUGGAGAGCAGCUGAUUGCUGCGAAUCCUGUUGAGCUUGCUGUGGGUAAUAUUGUGAGGCGUGUUUUGCACAUUAUUAGGGAGGAGGAUCUCUCUCUCACCACAGCUUCAAUUGCUGGGUUGAAUUUAGCAGCAGUUAGUGAUGAUGAAGAUGACAAUGAAAAAGAUGAUCGCCCGGUCCUCUCAGCUGCUGCUGUUGCAGCUGCUGCAAGAAGCACUUUGCGACCGCCUUCCUUGCAAACUCUUCUUGAGGAUGUUCCUAACCAAGCAUCUGUUCAUCAAACUUCUUCAUCUGGAGGUGAUUCAGAAGGAAAGAGCAAAUCUGCUGAUAAAAGUUCAAGGAGUCGGAAACUCAAGCAUGAUGUAAUUGAAGCUGUUAAUGAACUUAUUCAGGAUAUUGCAACUUGUCAUGAACAGAUUGCUGAGCAAGCAGUGGAACACAUUCAUCAAAACGAGGUAAUAUUAACUCUGGGGAGUUCCAGAACAGUAUUGGAAUUUCUUUGUGCUGCUAAGGAGAAGAAAAGGUCCUUCCGGGUGUUUGUUGCUGAGGGUGCUCCAAGAUAUCAGGGUCAUCUUCUUGCUAAGGAGUUGGUUACAAGAGGUUUACAGACCACACUUAUUACUGAUUCUGCAGUUUUUGCCAUGAUCUCUCGGGUGAAUAUGGUAAUAGUUGGCGCUCAUGCUGUCAUGGCAAAUGGUGGUGUCAUAGCACCUGUUGGAUUGAAUAUGUUGGCCCUUGCAGCUAAAAGGCAUGCUGUUCCUUUUGUUGUACUAGCUGGAAGUCACAAGUUAUGCCCUUUGUAUCCUCACAAUCCUGAAGUUCUACUUAAUGAACUGAGAUCCCCAUCAGAGCUACUGGACAUCGGUGAAUUUUCAGAUUGUAUGGACUUUGGAACUAACACUGGUUCUCCUCUUCUUCACGUAGUUAACCCUACAUUUGACUAUGUGCCGCCAGCACUCGUUAGUUUAUUUAUUACUGACACAGGCGGCCAUAACUCAUCAUACAUGUAUCGGCUUAUUUCUGAUUAUUAUUCAGCUGAUGAUUUGGUAAUUAAACGAAGGCUUUCGACAGGGAGCUGAUUGUUGCUCCCUUCUUAUUCAUCAAAUAUUUGGAUUGCAGUUAGCAACACGAGCAAGUUAAUGAAAAGAAUCACAAAUUCUAGCAUCUCAACCAUGUAGAACCAUCAUCCUCGAUUCAACAAAAGGGAAAGAAAAGGAACAGAAAAGGUUCAAAUUUGGCUGAACGAAAAGCCUAAAGGUUUUGGCCAUUUUGUGUUUAUUGCGAGUUUUCUGGCUGGCUGAAGGGUGUUGAGUUGGUGUGGAAACAAUGGAAAUUGGUGGCGUUCUUUUUGUUGUUUACUUUGCUGCCAAAGCCCGAACAUUGUGUUCUGCAGAUCAUUGGUAGAAUCAAUGAACUACAGAAAAAUCAAGGUUUUUUUAGCAUUUUGCACAAGAAACUUUGGCCAUUUGAGAUACUUUUUCCUUUUUCUUGUUUGUAUCCCAAGCAUUCUUUCAUGUUGAGAAUUCUGAGUUCUAGACAGGCAAGACCAAUAUGAUAGGCCCAUAGUAAAAAAUGCAUAUUCUUGACAUAUCAGCGUUUCUUUUAAGCUCUUGGAAUUUGUAUCUUUGCCUUCAGUUCUUCA
Messenger RNA from Cucurbita maxima (winter squash), 2029 nucleotides. Its product is annotated as translation initiation factor eIF-2B subunit beta-like. Gene Ontology annotation, biological process: translational initiation. The transcript is spliced from 11 exons. The record is from RefSeq and is a predicted model, not a curated record. NCBI's taxonomy places the organism in Eukaryota, Viridiplantae, Streptophyta, Magnoliopsida, Cucurbitales, Cucurbitaceae. Gene Ontology annotation, cellular component: eukaryotic translation initiation factor 2B complex. Gene Ontology annotation, molecular function: translation initiation factor activity; guanyl-nucleotide exchange factor activity. The coding region runs from base 213 to 1466 and encodes 417 amino acids.